ACAAGAGAAAGGCUUCCCAAGUCUUGAGCCUGGAUUGUUCGAUCCCUGAAACACCGCGUUCCUUUCACGCCUCGCAACGCUGGCGAACACAGGAUAAUCGCGGCGCCUGGCGCUGCACGCCGCCGACUCCUCAGCGAUGCUCAUCCAAUGCCCUAAGUUCACGCCGCUGCAAACACGACUGAUCGCAUCUGUGACCGCACUCGCAUUGCUGGCCCUGGUAUACUACUCCCUCGCUUCACCGCAUUUCGCAUACGCCGCCGAGCUCCCACACGAUGGUACUGGAGAGUUGAGAACAAUCGAGGGAGAGCAGCACCUGGUCCAAUGGGAGGAUUCCGUGGAUCCAAUCGUUCAAUUGAGGCUGGACCCCGAGCAUGAAGGAGAAGAUGCACAAAACGACGCACAAAAGGAUGAAAUCACACACAGUAGAAGAGCUUUGCAGACAGAAACGAUUCGAGGCAACAACAUAGCAACGCGAUACGACUUGAGUGCGGGCAAUACAACUCUUUUGGAAUUUCCAAACCGGUUCCUGAUCGGCAAUCAUACUGAAAGUGGGAAAGGGCUACCUGGCACUCUGGACCGACGGACUACUGGUCCUAUCAAGCCGAAGCAUGCCGAACUCAAGAAGCGCAGUGCUGAAGGACUUGAAGCUCGUCAAGAUACCGAGUCAGACAGGACGAUUUUCAUCUCGGCGAAUGUCUGCAUGCAGCCUACGUGGAAUGGCACUGGAACUCAGAGCGCUGCGCCACCACAGCUGACACUUUACGUGGCCAACUCGGCUGACUCCACGAGCAUAGGACCCGGUGUCAGCAAUCAAACACAAGCGAUCUAUCCUUUCGAUUCUGGCUUCGUGAAUGCGUCUGUGCCGAACGCGACCGGAACUUGGAACAUGGCAGUAUCUGCGCCAGCACUGCCAGACGGCUUUGUGGGAUCGUGGACAUACACGCUGGCCGCUUCGAUAGACGACUACUUCUACUCUGUCAAUACGACAGGUCCGUUCUUACAUCUGGUCGACACUGAUUACGACUCUGCACUCUUGGUGACCGAUAACCUUACUUCGGCCGACUCGUCCGAUUCGGUCUAUCAACAGUGGAUGAACCUGACAGCCCCGUUCAUUAUCUUUGCUUCGGAUGCGAACCUCACCGGCCUUCGGGGCAUGGAGAAUUCAUUUUGUGGACUAGAGACUUUUGUCAAAGGAAACAACCAGAUUCAGGCCUCGCAAACGGACCUGCAAGGCAACGGAACGCAUGUCCAGAUGGGAAUGAUCACUCGAGGUCUGGGCAACAAACCCAAGGAACAAUUUUACGUCACAAACCUCAACAGUUCGAGUGAAUAUCGAGCAUUCCUGGCUAUCGAAGGAAACUCUACUGCAUCUGGAGACGGCGUCGUUGGCGGAGGCGGUAAGGUCUGGCAACCUGUGCCCUUCUCCACCAAGUCAGAUGGCAAUUGCCAACUGCUAUUCAACAUGUCUUUCUGCGAUGAGGUUGCAUACGCAGUACCAAGCAAUCCCAAAACGAUGCCAACAUUCGAGGAUUUGCAGCGUUUCUACGAAAAUCAUACUACGACGUGGUGGGCGCCCUUCAACUGGACACUGGCUCAGAUCCCUUGCAACACAACGUCGGAAUCGCAAUACUCGCUCGCCAAGAAUUGCACGAAUUGUGCAGCUGCGUACAAAGAAUGGCUUUGCGCCGUUUCCAUUCCCCGGUGCGAGGAUUUUUCCAGCGAGGAUGCUUUCCUGCAGGUUCGAAAUGUUGGGCAGCCUUUCUUCAACAACGACACCAUGCUUGAUUCCGAUUUUCUGAACUCCAACUAUGUACCGAUGCCAGAUGCGCCGACUGUGCAAGGCAGCAACGCUUUCUCUCAGACCUACCUAUCGAACGUUGCUACGAAUCGAUCUCGCAAUGGCUUGAUUGAUGAGGUCAUCCAACCUGGUCCGUACAAGGAGAUUCUGCCGUGUGAGGAUCUCUGCUACAGCUUGAUGCAGAGCUGUCCUGCUGCGAUGGGCUUCGUCUGCCCAUAUCCUGGUCGUGGACUGGAGGCUGGAUAUGGCAAGCGCAGCAAGAACGGCAGCUUGACUUGCAGUUAUUUGGGCGCGGUGUACUAUCAGAAUGAUGCCGCUGGGCUUAUCCAGCCAGUAUGGAAAACUCUGCUAGUCACUGCGGCUGUCACAUGGGCGCUGGCGUUUGGUUGA
Molecule: messenger RNA, 2188 nt
Organism: Zymoseptoria tritici IPO323
Lineage: Eukaryota; Fungi; Ascomycota; Dothideomycetes; Mycosphaerellales; Mycosphaerellaceae
Exons: 1
Coding region: 137-2188 (683 amino acids)
Biological process (GO): calcium ion import across plasma membrane
Molecular function (GO): calcium channel activity
Source: RefSeq, a predicted model, not a curated record